Molecule: messenger RNA, 534 nt
Organism: Lentinula edodes (shiitake mushroom)
Lineage: Eukaryota; Fungi; Basidiomycota; Agaricomycetes; Agaricales; Omphalotaceae
Product: cytidine deaminase-like protein
Exons: 5
Coding region: 1-534 (177 amino acids)
Biological process (GO): tRNA wobble adenosine to inosine editing
Cellular component (GO): nucleus; cytoplasm
Molecular function (GO): zinc ion binding; tRNA-specific adenosine-34 deaminase activity
Source: RefSeq, a predicted model, not a curated record
AUGAACUCUAUCCACCUACACUGGAUGCAAGAAGCAAUGGCAAUGGCAGAAGAAGCGUUAGCUGCUGCUGAAGUUCCCGUUGGCUGCGUUUUUGUACGAGGCGAAAAGGUGAUCGCAAAAGCGAGGAAUCGAACAAACCAACUACGGAAUGCCACAAGACACGCUGAGCUCGAAGCUAUCGAUGAAAUUCUAUCGGAUAAGACGCUAACCCCACAAAUCACGGAAUAUCCUCUAUCCACAACAACUCUAUAUGUGACUGUGGAGCCGUGCAUAAUGUGUGCAUCGGCCCUCAGACAGCUGGGCAUACGGGAAGUUAUCUACGGCUGUGGUAAUGAGCGAUUCGGAGGAUGCGGAAGUGUGCUGGGGGUGAAUAGCGAUCUAGAGCAUCCUGCACAUCCUGCAUACAAAGCAACAGGCGGAUACUGUAGAGAAGAUGCUAUCAUGAUCCUUCGUCGAUUCUAUAUCACUGAAAACACAAAUGCUCCUGUACCGAAGUCAAAGGGUAAUAGGAUUCUGAAGACAGAAAUUUCGUGA